CACUACUUGGGGGUCUUGCCAGGGAACGAGGAGGGAGGGGAUAUUUUAAUGGCCGUCACUAGCACUACAGAAUGAAAAAAGUCCGGAUUAUCUACUAUUUUUAGACUGUAAUAGUCACGGGUGCGUUGUGGUCGCUUUUCUUCUCUAACGAGCAUUGCUCUCUGGGCAUAUUCGAGUUGGAGAUGUGUUUCUAAUGUUGUUUGUGCUGCGAUGAACGGAGUUUAACCGCUUGAUUUGUGCGCGAGUGGGAGAUCAGGCCUAGCCGGUUGGCUAAAAAACAAGCGGACGUUUAGCUAGUCGCCGGAGUUGUAAGGUAAUAUGUAACAUAAAGAAGCCAACAUGACAUCUAGAUUUGGUAAAACAUACAACCGCAAGGGAGGGGAGGCCAAUUCUAAAUUUGAAGAGGUCUUCUCCAAUAAAAAGCCCACACUGACCACCAGAUGGGGAGAGACCACCUACAAGGCUCAACUGGGGACCAAAAGGCCUCUGUUAAAACCUGGAGUGUCUGAGCUUUCCAAGAGGCCCAGGCUUGAGGACAGUGACAGCGAAGAAGACCCAUUUGGGUUUGACAGUGAUGAUGAGUCCAAGACUCUUACCUCUCACAGUGUGUCCCAGUCAAAAGUCAGUGAUGGAAACGUGACAAAGAUGACCACGGUGCAGGGUGGUGAGACAGCUGCUACCUCUGCGCAGGGUUCUACAAGCUCAACAGCCAAGGUCACAAGCAAGCAAAUAUCUGACGUGAAGGUUGUUAAAAAUAACCAACCUUGGUUCAAAAGUACAUCUGACAGCAACCAAAAACCUGCAUAUGUGGCCUCUGUGUCAGACACAGUCCCCUCUGAUGAUCAGAACUUCUUGGCGUCCCAGAGACCCACGUCCUCCUCUGUUAAUAUAGACACCUCCCUUAAGCUGUCCACUGAUGGACCAGGUGACUCCCAUAUCUCUUCCUCUUAUGAUGGACUGACAUCAGAAGAGAUAAAAAGUGCUGAGCUGGAGCCUCCACCAGAACCAGUGGACAAUAUCCCCCCUUCCCCUUUUACCCUAAGAGCCUCAAACUGCAAGAAAUACCAGCGGCCUGGCAAGUCUGUCACAUCUUCUGAUCCAGCUGAAAAUAACAGCAACACUGAAACAGCGAAUGCCCAAGUUAAACCCAACAGUGUCCUUUCUGCUAGUGCAAGUAGUACUGCUGCCAAUGCUAAAACAGCAGCCAAGCCUGCAGGCAGAGGUGGUGGGAGGGUUCGGGACUACACGGUUCUGCACCCUUCUUGUGUGUCUGUGUGCAACGUCACUAUCCAGGACUCAAUAGAGCGAAGCAUUGAUGAACUGGUCACCCCAGCUGCCCCUGCUGACCUUGGAGAAGCAGGCCAGAUGAAGAAGAAAUCAGAUGCUGUCCCACCCAAACCUACCAGGUUCAGACCCACUCAGACAAAGACCAAGAAGACUAAGACUGAGACCAAGCUAGAGUUUUUUGGAUUUGAGGACAAAGAGGACCAGGAGGGUGAGGAAGGUCCUGAAAGCGGCAUGGCAGGCAAGAGUAGCUACAAGAUCAAGUACUUUGGCUUCGAUGACCUGAGCGAGAGUGAUAGUGAUGAGGAGAACUCUCAUGUCAAAGAGAAGAAAGCCAAGAAGGCAGCUGCAGCCUUAGCUGCUCUGAGCUCCAGUGUGGACAGCCCCCAUACCAGUGACUCCCAGGACAGCCAGGCCAGCAGCAAUACAGAUACUUUUGAGUUUUCUGAUGACUCCAGUCCUGGGGGCACUGAGGGGCAAAAGGGACGCUCAGGGAAGCCAAGUGACAAAUCCAAGGACAUUGGCAGUGGACUCAAAAAGAUCUUCAGUGGACCCAAAAAGCUAACUAACAAGUUCUUCUUAACCCUUACUGGGUUCCAGUCCCCUGCUAAAGCUGUGUACAACGCUCGCCACUGGAACCAACCUGAACCUGAAGAGAUUCCUGUGCCGCCACUUUCUCGAUCUCAGACUGCUCCGGCCAUUUUAUCGAGCAGCAGCAAGGACAGCAACUCCCAUAAAGAUGAUGGCUUGUUCAAAGCCCCUCCACCGCCGCCCAAAGUCAUUAAGUCAGAGACCAUCCCCACACGACUCAACCAGGAUAUUGUCACGGCGCUCAAAUGCAGGAAGGAGCACAAGGAGCUGUACACCGUGGUGCAGCACGUGAAGCACUUCAAUGACGUGGUGGAGUUUGGAGAGAAUCAAGAGUUCACAGAUGAUUUUGAGUACCUGGAGACAGGGCUGAAGAGCAGCCAGCCACUCAACACAAGAUGCCUUAGUAUUAUUAGCCUGGCUACACGGUGUGCCAUGCCCAGUUUCAGGAUGCACCUGCGAGCCAGAGGGAAAGUGGCUCAGGUCUUCAAAAUUCUCAGUGAUGCUCCACAACACCCGAAUCUUGCACUGUGCACGGCUUCGCUGAUGUACAUCCUGAGUCGGGACCGCCUGAACAUGGAUCUGGACAGGGCCUGCCUGGAGCUUAUGAUCAAGCUGCUGGAGUUAGACCAGGACUACUCGGCCCACCAGGAUCAGCUGACAGCAAAGGAGGUGGAGAAGGUCAAGGAGAAAAUCAGGAAGCUGUGUGAGACUGUGCACAACAAGCACCUCGAUUUGGAGAACAUCACGACGGGCCACCUUGCCAUGGAGACAUUGCUCUCUCUAACCUCCAAGAGAGCUGGAGAUUGGUUCAAAGAAGAAUUGCGGCUGCUGGGAGGUUUGGACCAUAUUGUAGACAAAGUUAAAGAGUGUGCGCAGAACCUGAGCCAAGAAGACGACAAGGAGAACCUUGUAGCAUCUUUAUGGGGGGCUGAGAGGUGUCUGAGAGUGCUUGAAAGUGUGACAGUGCAGAACCCAGAAAACCAGGGUUACUUAAUUGCCUACAAAGACUCACAGCUUAUUGUCUCCUCUGCCAGAGCUUUGCGGCACUGUGAGGAUAUGAUCCAGCGGUACAGCAGGGCAUUGAACAACAGCUCUCUGUCAUUGUCUGGUGCAACGCUGCCCCACUGCAGCUUCAGUAACGUUGGCAAGGCGGUGGAGGACUGCAUGAGGGCUGUUAUAGGAGUGCUGCUCAACCUUACCCAUGACAAUGAGUGGGGAAGCACAAAGACAGGUGAGCAGGAGCAGCUAAUAGUAACUGCUCUGAAUUGCGUCCUGCGAGUUCCACGCUACAUCCCCCCAGAGCAGCGCUUUGACGUGCGAGUCCUGGGUUUGGGUCUACUAAUUAACCUUGUGGAGUACAGCUCCAGAAACCGCCACUGUCUGGUAGACAUGGAGUACAGUGUUGACGGCACCUGUCUGGAAGACAGCCUGGUGCAGCCCGCUGACCCAACACAAUCUGACACAGCUGCAACAUCAGCAUCGGGGCUGCCAAACAUAUCUGAGACUCAGCGAGACGGGGCUGACGAGCCCAAGUCCUCCGGUGCUUUGGUUGCCCUGGUGAAGCUCUUCCUGGAGAGGGAACGAGCCGCCAUCCUGGCUGAGGCCAAGACUGAUGACCUCAUCAGCGAGGCGCCCAAGCCGGCACUGGACCAAAGUGGAGAGUGGAAGGAGACGUCGGGAGAGAUCCAGUGGGUGGCAGCUGAAACCAACGACAGCCAAACUGAGAAGAAAGAGAGUGAGAAGAAAGAGGAGGAGGAUGAAGAGUUGGACCUAAAUAAAGCUCUGCAGCAUGCAGGCAAGCAUAUGGAGGACAGCAUCGUUGCCUCCUACACCGCUCUGCUGCUGGGCUGCCUGUGCCAGGGCAGUCAGAUAAAUGUGACUACUGUGAGAGAGCAUCUACCUAAAGGGGAUUUCUCCAUCAUGACAGAAAUGCUGAAGAAGUUCUUGAGUUUCAUGAACCUCACUUGUGCCAUGGGCACCACAGGACAGAAGUCCAUCUCUCGGGUCAUCGACUACCUGGAGCACUGUUAACAGACAGCCAGAGGCCAAACUCACACUGCACACCAAAAGGGAUCCCAGGCUAUUCCGGUGCCCCCUACCCAACGGGAGCCACAAGGGGUCAUGGGAGACUCAGCAGCAUUCCCUUGAUUUCACCAGAUCACCCGAUGUGAUCACUCUGAAUUUCAUAGUUGGAGGCGUACGUUGAUGUGCGUGUAAACACACGAAUUUUAAAGUUUCACUCCCUUUCUCGGAGCACAGCCUGAACCAAAGCCCUGCUAUAGCCGACGGACAUGCAGUUCCUUCAAUUCCACUUGACUGACGCCACAUUUGGAGUCAGACUGAGAUCCAUCCUCGGGUCACUGGGAAUCGGUCAGUGGUUGGCAUGAGGUUUCAUACUCGGGGGAGGGGGACUGUCCCUUAUGAAGACGGACUCAAAGCAGAUCCCUUCCUGAAACAUACCCACAAGGUUUGACGGUAACAGGCCACCGAGGUGGAGACUCCUGUCCACUGUCUGGUCUCCAUUCUUGGUCCCCUUAGCUGGAGUGCAAACCUCUGGGUCGGGCUUUACGAAUCGUUAAGUUUUAAUCUUUACUCAUCCCAAUAGAAGCCAAGGCUGAAAUCAUUGAUUAGCAUGGAACAAUCCCCAAUCAUUGUCAUGGAUGUGAGAAAGCCGUCUCUAUGUGUCAGCUUGUGUGGAAUGAUUUUUGAACGCAUACAUCCGUUUACUUACAUAUUCGCUCUUUGCUUGAAUGUUUUAAGGGAAAGAGAGUUUUUAUGUUUUGACUUUUAUGUUCUCAUUGUGCCCAUUAAUUUAGUAAACUGUGAUUUAGGAAGUUGCGUAGUUGUUUCCUCUCAUGUUGUUAGAUUUUUUGUUUUUUUCUUUCCUUUUGGGGCAUUUUUUAACCCAAGUCAUAAAUUCCUUUUUAAAGAAAUCCGGACUAUGUGACAUUGAUAAGAUGUCCUCUGUUUGACUGAUCUGGAAAGUACACGUUUAUAUAAUUUUUGGAUUUCCCUCAUACCCAUUAUCAAUUUGAUCCUAUUUUACUUUGGUUAGAUUAUUUCAAUUUCAGUUAAUUCAGCAGUAUGAAGCGAACAGUAUGCAUUUAACCUCACAGGUAUAAUGGAUGUGAUGAAUUACUAAAAUAAUGGUUUGUGCUUCCUUUUUUAAAUUUGUAAUGUUAAUUUUUGAAAGUGUAUUUAAUUUAAUGCUUUCCUCCUCAAUUGUAAAUGCAAAAUCUUUACCUAGCGAGACGCCAUUUGUGUCGAAAGUUUCACGUCAUGUUUCAUGAAAAUAUGUCCCAUGUGACACAGCUCAGUGGCUGGACGUAAUACACACCUGUGACAGAUUUUGUUUUGAAUUGUGGAUUCAUUUUCAAACUCAUGAAGCUGCAUUGAAUAGAAGAGGGAAUGUAAUUUUUGUGCUCCUGUUAGUCGGCGUGGGGGAUUUCCUGAUGCCGUCAUGUCUUUGUAUGUCCAGCCACAUGUAGCUUCAUGUUUUUGUGUCAUAUUUCUGCGUUGGACACCACGCAUCAAUCUCCCAUUUAUUUAUUCUUCUGUGUUGUCGUCUUACCUGUAACGAUGAUUCUUCGCCUCCACCUUGUACUGCUCACAUGUACGAUCACUGAUUUGAAUGACAGCCAUACCUGUAUAAGCAGAUUAGUUUUAUCUGGUUUGUAAGGCUGCAGUGAACAUGACUGCAACUGCGUUUACUGUUAAUUACUUAGCGAAAAUUCUGGUCUGAAUGGAAUUUUAGAAUGUAAAUACUCCUGUACAUAGCGGUUAAUGGACAUUUAAAAUGCUUAGACUACUUUUUUCCCUGAAGCUGAUAUUUUUAUUUUAUACAAUAUUUCUGAGUUGUCAUUUGGAAAAACCACAGGAAGAGGAAAAAAAACGAUUGUUUGUACCUGUUUCAAGGACAUUGUCUUUGGUUACAUGUAAAUAAUUGUAUCUCAAAAAAGAAAAAAAAAAGUUGCUACUUUGAGUACA
This is a messenger RNA of Scatophagus argus, 5862 nucleotides long. RefSeq names its product WAPL cohesin release factor a (gene wapla). Gene Ontology annotation, biological process: regulation of chromosome condensation. NCBI's taxonomy places the organism in Eukaryota, Metazoa, Chordata, Actinopteri, Scatophagidae. The record is from RefSeq and is a predicted model, not a curated record. The transcript is spliced from 20 exons. The coding region runs from base 340 to 3906 and encodes 1188 amino acids.